CCGGCCCCUCGGAGCCUUGGGUCCUGCAAUGGGACGUGUUCUCCUUUAAGAGUUAAGAAACUUGAAACCUUGUUUGCGCAACAAUCAGCGCCGCGGAGCCGCCAAAGUGUCUAGACUGGCAUAUGAUGGGAGGCAGCCAAUGACUCCACGGCGCUCCUCCGGGGGCCCUCACUGUGCGUUUGAGGAGAACAAAAAAGAGAGAGAGAGCCGAGCCGAGAGAAAGAGCCGCUGGCCGCUGCCUCGCCGAGCCUCGCCGGGACCGCGGGGCCGCCGGGAGGCACUUUGGUGGCGGGGGGACGGGGGGGCGACCUCGGCAGCCGCGGCGCCCGAAGCGUCCGAGCGCAGCGUGGGGCGGGCUGCGACCUCUGCCUCGCCGGACUGCAUUUUUAAUUAAGGAUUCCCAGCAGCUCUGGGGUUUUUACAGCUCCCGGUCCUGUGUUGACACCGCGUUCCGGAGUAACUCGCUCCAAGUGCAUCUAGCGCCUGGGACCUGAGACGGAGUUGGCCUUCCGUGCAUGCAAACCUUGGGAUUGGGGUUUUGUUUGGGAUUUCUUUUCCUUUCCCCCUCCUUUCCCCCCCUCCCCUUUCUUUUUGCAGGGAGUUAAGGGUAUCCACAAGCCUGCCUUUCCGAGCCUGCAGGAAGAGCCCAUGCAUUGAAGCGCUUGGGUUUUAAAGGCAGUCUUUCGGGAGCUUCGGCGCGAGCGCUUUGUGCUCACCGACCAGCGCGCAACUUCUGGAGGCUCCUCGGCCCAUGCGGGGUCUCUCCAGCCGCGCGCCGCCUGCAGCGCCCCCGACGCUCGGGGGCCGGAGCUGAGCAGCGCGGCCGCACCGGUGCGUGCAGCCGCCGGCCCCGCGCGGGCUGCGGCUCGGCGCUCGCGGGGUCCCGGCCGUCCCGCCCCGGGGAGCUCCCUCAUGUUGCGGCCCCGCGGCGCCACUUCAACGACGGGCUGCGCGCGCUCUGCACGGCGCCCCGCGGCGGAGCUUCAUGCGGGGCUGCGGCCCGCGCAGCCGGCGCCUCGCUGAGGGAACGGACCCCCGGUAACUGGAGACCGCCGCCCCCCACCCCCUGGCGCCAAAAGAUAUCGUAUGUUCAGGUCCAAACGCUCGGGGCUGGUGCGGCGACUUUGGCGAAGUCGUGUGGUCCCCGACCGGGAGGAAGGCGGCGUCGGCGGCGGCGGCGGAGGAGACGAGGAGGAUGGGCGCCUGGGCAGCCGAGCGGAGCUGGCCCCGCGCGCACGAGAGGGCGCAGGCUGCGGCCGCCCCGGGGCCCGGAGCCGGCGGGCGGCGGGCGGAGCCGCGAAGGCCGCUCGCGGCUGCUGUUGCUGGAGCGGGAGCUGAAGACCGUCACGUACUCGCUGCUGAAGCGGCUCAAGGAGCGCUCGCUGGACACGCUGCUGGAGGCCGUGGAGUCCCGCGGCGGCGUGCCGGGCGGCUGCGUGCUGGUGCCGCGCGCCGACCUCCGCCUGGGCGGCCAGCCCGCGCCGCCGCAGCUGCUGCUCGGCCGCCUCUUCCGCUGGCCCGACCUGCAGCACGCCGUGGAGCUCAAGCCCUUGUGCGGCUGCCACAGCUUCGCCGCCGCCGCCGACGGCCCCACCGUGUGCUGCAACCCCUACCACUUCAGUCGGCUUUGCGGGCCAGAAUCACCGCCACCCCCCUACUCUCGGCUGUCUCCUCCCGAAGAGUACAAGCCACUGGAUCUGUCCGAUUCCACAUUGUCUUACACUGAAACGGAGGCCACCAACUCCCUCAUCACCGCUCUGGGUGAAUUCUCAGACGCCAGCAUGUCUCCGGACGCCACCAAGCCGAGCCACUGGUGCAGCGUGGCGUACUGGGAGCACCGGACGCGCGUGGGCCGCCUCUACGCGGUGUCGGAGCAGGCCGUGAGCAUCUUCUACGACCUACCUCAGGGCAGCGGCUUCUGCCUGGGCCAGCUCCACCUGGAGCCGCGCAGCGAGUCCGUGCGCCGCACGCGCAGCAAGAUCGGCUUCGGCAUCGUGCUCAGCAGGGAGCCCGACGGCGUGUGGGCCUACAACCGCGGCGAGCACCCCAUCUUCGUCAACUCCCCCACGCUGGACGCGCCCGCGGGCGGCGGCGGCGGGAACAGCGGGGGCGGCCGCGCCCUGGUCGUGCGCAAAGUGCCACCGGGCUACUCCAUCAAGGCCUUCGACUUCGCGCGCUCGGACCUGCUGCAGCACGCGGCCGAGCCCGAGGCCACCGACGGCCCCUACGACCCCAACAGCGUGCGCAUCAGCUUCGCCAAGGGCUGGGGCCCCAGCUACUCGCGGCAGUUCAUCACCUCCUGCCCCUGCUGGCUGGAGAUCCUGCUCAACCACCACAGAUAGCGCCCAGCAGCUCCCCGGCCCGGACGCACCCCAGAUAUCAUCUACCUAGAUUUAAUAUAAAGUUUUAUAUAUUAUAUGGAAAUAUAUAUUAUACUUGUAAUUAUGGAGUCAUUUUUACAAUGUAAUUAUUUAUGUAUGGUGCAAUGUGUGUAUAUGGAUGAAGCGAGGAAGACGCACUUUGGCUUAUAAUUCUUUCAAUACAGAUAUAUUUUCUUCCUUUUCCUCUUUCCUCUCCUUUUUUGUUUUGUUUUGUUUUGUUUUUAAGAAAAUGAUACAGCAGAACUAGGUGGAAAAGCCUGGGUUUGGUGUAUGGUUUUUGAACUAUUAAUGCCCAGACAAAAAAGCUAAUAACAGUCACUCGUUGAUAAUAAAAUAUUCGCAUUAUA
Messenger RNA from Chinchilla lanigera (long-tailed chinchilla), 2728 nucleotides. RefSeq names its product SMAD family member 6 (gene Smad6). Gene Ontology annotation, cellular component: heteromeric SMAD protein complex. The record is from RefSeq and is a predicted model, not a curated record. Gene Ontology annotation, biological process: cell differentiation; regulation of transcription by RNA polymerase II; transforming growth factor beta receptor signaling pathway. Lineage: Eukaryota; Metazoa; Chordata; Mammalia; Rodentia; Chinchillidae. Gene Ontology annotation, molecular function: I-SMAD binding; transcription regulator inhibitor activity.